AAGUUUUAAAUGUUUUCUUCCUGACUUCUUUCUAUUUCGUAUCGCAGUUUGGACAACAGUAUAAUCUUAAUACUGUCUUUUCGCAGCGUGGUAACAAGGUGUAAAGAUGGGACGCAUGCACGCUCCUGGUAAGGGUAUAUCCCAAUCAGCUGUUCCAUAUAGACGCAGUGUCCCAACUUGGUUAAAGCUAACUCCAGAUGAUGUAAAGGAGCAAAUUUGCAAGUUAGCAAAGAAAGGAUUGACUCCUUCUCAGAUUGGUGUGAUCCUGAGAGAUUCCCAUGGAGUAGCCCAAGUAAGAUGGGUCACUGGAAACAAAAUACUGAGGAUUCUUAAAGCUAAAGGCUUAGCUCCAGAUUAUCCUGAAGACUUGUACUACCUGAUUAAAAAAGCUGUUGCUAUUCGUAAACAUUUGGAAAGGAAUAGGAAGGAUAAGGAUUCCAAAUUCAGACUGAUUUUAGUUGAAAGCAGAAUUCACAGAUUAGCUCGUUACUACAAGAGUAAAAGAAUCCUUCCACCUAACUGGAAGUAUGAAUCUUCUACUGCAUCAGCUAUGGUGGCGUAAAGAAAGACAUCUAUGAAUUAUCUUUGUACACUUCUAAAAAAAAAAGUCUAAUAAAAAUUAACAUCAAAAUG
Limulus polyphemus (Atlantic horseshoe crab) is the source of this 633-nucleotide messenger RNA. RefSeq names its product 40S ribosomal protein S13. The transcript has 6 exons. NCBI's taxonomy places the organism in Eukaryota, Metazoa, Arthropoda, Merostomata, Xiphosura, Limulidae. The coding region runs from base 107 to 562 and encodes 151 amino acids. The record is from RefSeq and is a predicted model, not a curated record. Gene Ontology annotation, molecular function: small ribosomal subunit rRNA binding; structural constituent of ribosome. Gene Ontology annotation, biological process: translation. Gene Ontology annotation, cellular component: nucleolus; ribosome; cytosolic small ribosomal subunit.